Messenger RNA from Menidia menidia (Atlantic silverside), 1778 nucleotides. The record is from the annotation of a GenBank genome assembly. NCBI's taxonomy places the organism in Eukaryota, Metazoa, Chordata, Actinopteri, Atheriniformes, Atherinopsidae.
AGCUAACCAACGUUCCCUUCAUUAAUAAAUCUUGACGUACAGAUAAUAUUUAAAACAAGAAGAAGCAGUGAAGUGUACAUUUUAUUUGAGAAAACAGACUACUUUGAAAAUCUUAGAAAGCCCAGAACUUAUAGGGCUGUUUUUUGUGUUGGCCAAAGAGCUUUCCAGAUAGCUUUCGGAAUGUGAACGUUAGCUACAUUCAUGCUAAUUUUAGCUCUUAGCAAUCAUUUGGCAACGAUAUUCGAUAACAGCCGAGCAAAUAUCCUCCAGCUGAUAUUCCCCGAGAGGUCAAAAUGGCAGAGCUAACAACUCUAGAGAGCCUGUUGGAGAUGGGCUUUGACAGAAACAGAGCGGAGAAAGCCGUGGUCAAUACUGGAAACCAGGGAAUAGAGCAAGCAAUGGACUGGUUAAUGGAACAUGAGAAUGACCCCGACAUCGAUGAACCCUAUGUGCCCCCUGCGGGGAAUGUUCUGGGAGGGGAAGCCGACAGCCAGUCGGGUGAAGACCAGCCACCAUUAGCAAACACAGCUGAAGGAGCAGCAGAUGGAGACUGCAGCCUCAUAGAGGAAGCUUUAAAGCAUCCAAUGACAGAGGAGGAGAGACGUGAACAAGUCAAAAGGCUGGAGGAGCUGAUGCGGAUAAAGCAGGCCGAGAGGAGAGAGCGCGAGCGAGCAGAAGAGGUGGAGCGGGAGAAGCAGCGGAGGAGACAGGGCCAGGAGCUGCAGCAGAUCCGCCAAAAAAUACAGGACGACGACAUGAAAAAAAUAGCUGAUCAGCGCAGGAGAGAGAAGAUGGAGGACAAGCUGGCCAGACAACGAGUGAAAGAUAAGAUAGCACGAGACAGAGAGGAGAGGGCACAAAAGCCCACCCCGCCCAGUCCCUCAUCACCAACCGGCCAGGGCCCUCCCCCCUCUAAGAAGGAGUACGAUGAGUCCAGGAUACAGGUCCGUCUGCUGGAUGGCACGACCAUCAACACCGUCUUCAAGGCUCAAGAGCCGCUGGCCGCAGUGCGCGUGUACGUGCAGGUGAACGGCAACACGCCGGAGGGUCAGGACUUCACGCUGCUGUCGCCCUACCCCCGCCACGUCUACACUGAAAUGGACAUGGAGAAGCCCCUCAAAGAGCUGGGUGAGUUGCAGGGAGGUUGUGCUCUGUGGAAAGUGUACAGUAAAAGUGGGUUUGGUGCCUUCAGCUGUGCUGGUUGUGACCAAAAAGUAAGAACAGGAGGGUCUGCCCUGGGAGCCUACCUCACCACCACAUCAACACCAGAGACACCAGAACCAGACUGGUCCAGGAUCAGAGUCGCCAUCUGCUAGUAUCAGUCAACAGGCCAGCUACUGGAACUAAAGCAGAGCCGCUGCAUGCCCAACCUAUAGCUGCUCUUAGAACGCCAAAGUGGGGAAAGGUCUCAAGGCUUGACGGCUGAAGCGUACGCUGAGCUGGACAUUAACUGUGAGCGAUCAAAGAGCACAUAGCUGGCUUCUGACUGAUACUCCUUCAAGGAGCACGGCCCAUGUUUUCACGUUUGAAAGAAAACACAGAGCAAAACGUUCAGUUUGAACCCGAUCCUGACAGUGACCUACUCAAGUGGUGCGGAAAGGGCCUUAAGUCCAAUCCUCAUGAUGUUCCCCAUUUUGUGAUGGUAGAAUUUUGUGAUUCUACCUUCCAUUUUAAUUUUCUUUUUUUUAAUGCUCAGAUAUAUUGACAGUUACAGUAUGCCAACAGUCACCAAGAGAACACUUACAAUAAAAGUGAUGUAAAGAAUAGAUUUGAUGGGC